GUGCAUGACGUCAUUUGUCCAUGUACUGUGCGCCAUUUUGGAAGAGGGAAAAAAAUCACGGAUAAUUUCCGUGGUCUUGACAGAUCAGAGCCCGAGUCUUCACACUGAAUGUGGAUGUUAUCUGUGUCCCUGAGCAAGCCGCAUUGUUUGAUAGGGGUAUCGGAAGCUGUGUACAACCAGAGCUGCUAAAUGAAGCAAUGGCGGGAAUUGCAGGCGGAAAUGACUUCCAGUGGUGUUUCUCUCAAGUGAAAGGAGCGAUAGAUGAAGAUGUUGCGGAAGCCGACAUAAUCUCAACUGUUGAGUUCAACUAUUCUGGAGAAUUACUUGCAACUGGAGACAAAGGAGGACGAGUAGUGAUAUUUCAACAUGAACAGGAGUCUAAGAAUCGUCCACACCUGCGUGGGGAAUAUAACGUCUAUAGCACUUUUCAAAGUCACGAGCCAGAGUUUGACUAUUUGAAAAGUUUAGAAAUCGAAGAAAAAAUAAAUAAAAUAAGAUGGCUACCCCAACAAAAUGCUGCUCACUUUCUACUUUCAACAAACGAUAAAACUAUCAAAUUGUGGAAAAUAAGUGAAAGAGAUAAACGAGCAGAAGGUUACAACCUGAAAGAUGAGGAUGGGCGACUCAGAGAUCCCUUUAGAAUCACCUCCUUACGGGUACCGGUGCUGAUGCCAAUGGAUCUCAUGGUAGAAGCAAGCCCUCGGAGGAUCUUUGCAAACGCGCACACCUAUCACAUUAAUUCCAUUUCUGUAAAUAGUGAUCACGAAACUUACCUCUCUGCAGAUGACCUAAGAAUAAAUCUAUGGCACUUGGAAAUCACAGACAGAAGUUUUAAUAUUGUAGACAUCAAGCCCGCCAACAUGGAGGAACUGACAGAAGUAAUCACAGCUGCUGAGUGCCAUCCACACCAAUGCAAUGUAUUUGUGUACAGCAGUAGCAAAGGCACCAUUCGCCUGUGUGACAUGCGAGCAGCAGCGCUCUGCGAUAGGCACUCGAAGUUCUUUGAGGAACCUGAGGAUCCGAGCAGCCGGUCCUUUUUCUCAGAGAUCAUCUCCUCCAUCUCAGACGUGAAGUUCAGUCACAGCGGACGCUAUAUGAUGACACGUGACUACCUCUCAGUCAAAGUUUGGGACCUGAACAUGGAGAAUAGGCCAGUGGAGACGUAUCAGGUCCAUGAAUACCUUCGCAGUAAACUCUGCUCUUUGUAUGAGAACGACUGCAUCUUUGACAAGUUUGAGUGCUGUUGGAACGGUAGCGACAGCGCCAUCAUGACCGGCUCUUACAACAACUUCUUCCGAAUGUUCGACCGCAAUACCAGGCGGGAUAUCACACUGGAGGCAUCCCGGGAGAGCAGCAAACCACGGGCUACGCUCAAACCGCGCAAAGUGUCCACCGGCGGCAAGAGGAAGAAGGACGAGAUCAGCGUGGACAGCCUGGACUUCAACAAGAAGAUCCUCCACACUGCCUGGCACCCCAAAGAAAACGUGAUAGCUGUGGCAGCCACCAACAACUUGUACAUUUUCCAGGACAAAAUCAACUAAAAGAUUUGGGGCUCCAGAGGAUAGGGCUUUCACCAUACCUGUGUAGUUAAGCCUACUACUUGUCUAUCUGUAUAAGAAGAAACAGCCUUGUUGUCCUCCUGGUGAAGAAUUUGAAAGCACGCGUCUACUUUUUUUGCCACAGGAGGUUGAUCCAUAGGCCUGUUUUAUUUUGAGUCUGAGCUUAGGUUGUUUUUUGCCUUUGGCACCAGGGCAAUCAACACCCCCCCCCCCCCCCCCCCCCCCCCCCCCCCGACCCAGAAAGCCCAUUUCGGGGUCUAAUUGUCGGAAUGGCACGCCCCAGAGGUCAAACUCUUGAACGUUGGUGUUUGUGUUGACAUUUUAAGCCUUCAUUUCACAAUUUAACAACAGAACUCUUGGGAGUCCUUACAAUGACGUCUUGUCAAGGUUGUAUCCAUCUUUCAGAGAUUUUGGGUCCUGUGAAGCACGGAUUGACGGCCAAUAAACCCAACUGUAACAUUCCCCCAUUGGCCCCUGUCUUCGGGCCAAACUAACGGUGGAGGAGGCCGUGAAUUUGGAAAGUGGACUUGUUUCUUUUCCCUUAUUUUAUCCCAUUUAAUACAGUGACAUCAUUUCACUGACUGUAUCUACUCAAGUACACCUUGUCAUCCACAUAAUAAAAUAAACUAAAACUACAGAUGUGUUUUUAAAUUUAGAAGUAUGGUAUUAAAAACAUGUUUAUUGCUUUGCAUGUUUUUUUAUGUUGUAGAGAGGUGGAGAAAAAAAGUCCAGUCACACCACUGUCUUUUGAGCAGAUCUCAAGCUAAUUUGUCACUUUGGUGCAAUCGGUAUGAGAACCACAAGCAUUGAUGAUCAGAGAUUAUGAUGGCAAUGUUAAAGGAUGCAGGCUGGAGACUGAAAGGCACAGGACGGGAGUCCAGGACAGGACAAAGGGAAUCUGCAGCCUUAAUACCUACUUCUAUCAGUGACAGCUACGAGUUAUGUCCCCAGACGUUUUAUGAACCUCAUGUGCAUUAUUUGUAAAUCCUAUUUUAUAGUCCUCAUACACUGCUGCUACAUGUGGCUGUCUAUAACACAGAAAAAGGAAAAUUGCACAUCAUGCAUACGGUUUUAUGUGAUGUAGAGUGCCUCCGAUUCUUGUAACGAGUAGGAAAUAGGCCUCAUACAUGUGCCCUUUUUCAUUUAUUAGGGAUGCCACCUUAAUUGCAUAUGACACAUGUGGAUCUUUGUAGUUGUCAAUGCAGACAUGCGUGUUGACACCACCAUACUGAUGACGGUAAAACACACAUAAUAAAUGCACUGUCUUUGUCCAUUGAUCCCCAACAUGGUGGCAAUGUAUUCACUUGUUUAUUAUUUUGACCAAAGUUCAAUAAAAUUUUAAUUGUG
Molecule: messenger RNA, 2906 nt
Organism: Nothobranchius furzeri (turquoise killifish)
Lineage: Eukaryota; Metazoa; Chordata; Actinopteri; Cyprinodontiformes; Nothobranchiidae
Product: protein phosphatase 2, regulatory subunit B, delta
Cellular component (GO): cytosol; protein phosphatase type 2A complex
Molecular function (GO): protein phosphatase regulator activity; protein binding
Source: RefSeq, a predicted model, not a curated record